This is a messenger RNA of Engraulis encrasicolus (European anchovy), 1089 nucleotides long. RefSeq names its product hydrogen voltage-gated channel 1 (gene hvcn1). NCBI's taxonomy places the organism in Eukaryota, Metazoa, Chordata, Actinopteri, Clupeiformes, Engraulidae. The transcript has 5 exons. Gene Ontology annotation, biological process: proton transmembrane transport. The record is from RefSeq and is a predicted model, not a curated record. Gene Ontology annotation, molecular function: voltage-gated proton channel activity. Bases 221 to 904 code for a protein of 227 amino acids. Gene Ontology annotation, cellular component: plasma membrane.
UUUUCAGCAAACACAGAGAAGUGUUCAGGGAAUGUGCAACGCCAGACCAUGGGCAUGGUGUGUCAGUUGUACUGAAACCAAACUAGCAGCAAAUAGGCCUAUAGACGCUAUAACAGUCCUGUCUUCUUGUACGCACGCAGGUCUCUCAAAUAGACAGCUGAAAGGUAUAGGCUACGACCCAUCUACCUGUGCCACAGGUGCAGCGUUAUAGGCCAACAACAUGACGCGGUACCUGAGGUUCUUCACAGCUGUUGGUGACAAGCAUGAAGAUGAGGAUGCGUGGCAGGAUGAGACACUUCACGAGGCCAGUGAGGAACUGGAGCCCGCCACUGGACUUCACCCGCAGAACAUCACCUGUAGAGACGCACUGCGCAGACUCUACAGCUCCUACAGAUUCCAGAUUGCUGUGGUCUGCUUGGUCAUUCUGGAUGCUGUCUUUGUGCUUUGUGAACUUCUUCUGGAUUUCUCUGCCGAAGUUAGCCAUGACAGCAUUGCACCACAGGUCUUCCACUACCUGAGCCUGUCCUUACUGACCUUCUUCAUGGUGGAGUUGGCUGGGAAGAUCUUUGCCUUCCGCCUGGAGUUCUUCAAGCACUAUUUCGAGGUGUUUGACGGUGUGGUGGUGGUGGUGUCCUUUGUCCUGGACAUCGUGUACAUCACCAAUGAGGGAGCUGUGGACGGCAUGGGCCUGCUUAUCCUCUUCAGGCUGUGGAGAGUGGCCAGGAUCAUCAACGGCAUCAUUAUGUCAGUGAAGAACCGUGCUGGUCACCAAGUCACGAAAAUGAAGGAGAGCAAUGAUCGCCUAGUCCAGAGGAUCAAUGAGCUGCAGGAGAAGAAUAAAAAGAUGGAAGAAGAGAACAGCCAGCUGCGCUCUCUCCUGCAGCAACAUGGGAUCCAGAUUUAAUCACCCAGAGAGGACAGCGAGAGACGUGUUACAACUAUGUAGCACAUUUAUGCACUCACUGCUUCAGUUUUUGCUGAUCAAGUCACACCACACACAAUCGCUGAUUUAUGUACAAGGCCAAAUGGUUAAAGGGGAAUUCCUGACCAUUUCAACAUGCAGUUGUGUUUGGUCACGCUAGGCGACCU